AAUAAAAAAAGAAGAAAAUACAGGAUGAAGGAAACAGAGAGAGUUGACUUUUUGUAGCGAGCCAAAGACUCUUCUCCUGGGUCUUUUUUGGCUUUCUAAAUACGCGGAAUUCCAGAAUUUCCACGAUCUCUCCCUAAAGCCUGCAAUACUCAUAAUUUUUCAAUUCUCCUUCUCCAAAAAUUAUCUUGUCAAAUUCAUUUUUAUUAUUGGAAUCCCAUUCCAAUUCUAGUUAUAAUAAUGGGCACUCCACAAUUCCCAGAUCUAGGAAAACAUUGCUCAGUUGAAGAUUGCAAGCAGAUCGAUUUCUUGCCUUUCACUUGUGAUCGUUGCCGCCAGGUAUUUUGCUUGGAGCAUAGAAGUUAUAUUAAACACAGUUGCCCAAAAGCUGAUAGCAACGGUGUCAUUGUUGUCAUCUGUCCAUUAUGUGCGAAGGGAGUUCGCCUAAACCCUGAUGAAGACCCAAACAUUUCUUGGGAAGUGCAUGUUAAUACUGACUGUGACCCUUCAAAUUAUGAUAAAGUUACAAAGAAGAGAAAAUGCCCUGUCCGGGGUUGCAGGGAGCUCCUUACAUUCUCAAACACAAUCAAGUGCCGGGAUUGCACGCUGGACCAUUGCCUGAAACACCGGUUUGGACCAGAUCACAAUUGUCCUGGACCAAAGAAGCCUGAUGUGAGCUUUCCUUUUAUGGGUCUCUUGAAUAGGAGUAAGAAGGAAGAGUCAAAACCCAAUCGAGCUACAGCUGUGUCUUCGUCCAAGUGGACCACUAACUUUCUAAGUGCUGCUUCAACUGUUCGAGCCUCAGCCGAAGCAAGCAUGGCGAAAUUGAGCAGUGAGAUCAGCCAGGUUUGGCAGACUGCAACAAAUAGUGCGAGCCCAAGCAGCAGCAAUGGAAGUGGAGGAAUUGGGCCAGAGGAGUGUCCGCAGUGUGGUACGAGGUUUUCCUCAGUCACAAAUCUGAUAGAUCACGUGCAGAAGGUCCAUGAAAAGGGUGGAAAUCAAUCUCGUGUCUUACAACUGCCAAUGGAGGUAUGCCCAAAGUGUAGUAAGGGUUUUCGUGAUCCAGUGGCUCUUGUGGAGCAUGUUGAGAGAGAUCAUAGAGGUACUUCCAAAGCCUAGAAAGGUUUGGCUGUCAAAACAGCGAAGUGUGCUUCCAGAGUAGUCAUUGUUUUUCUAUUUCUGAUCGCUUUCAUUAUUUUUUAAAGUCAGUACAGAAGCAAAUGUAACUUUUGAGCGUUGAGGCAAUUUGUAUGGUUUUAUACUGUCAGUGACUUUCACACAAAGGCCUUUUUGUUAAUGAUAGAAGGUGUCAGGCGAUUGAAUUCUUU
Molecule: messenger RNA, 1325 nt
Organism: Populus euphratica (Euphrates poplar)
Lineage: Eukaryota; Viridiplantae; Streptophyta; Magnoliopsida; Malpighiales; Salicaceae
Product: zinc finger (C2H2 type, AN1-like) family protein
Exons: 2
Coding region: 238-1116 (292 amino acids)
Cellular component (GO): cytoplasm
Molecular function (GO): zinc ion binding
Source: RefSeq, a predicted model, not a curated record